AUGGCGGCUGAACAACGACGUGUUGGAUGUCCUGGCGACGAGUCUGUUAACAGUCUUCAAUUAGUUGACGUCCCAUUGACCACCGGCACUGGCACAAUCCUUUGUGACGUAUCGACUCCUUUUCAUCGCCCUUAUGUGCCUGCCUCGAUGCGUCAAGCUGUUUUUCAAACUCUCCACGGACUCUCCCAUCCUGGGAUUCGAGCCUCACAGAAGCUCCUCGCGGAAAGGUUCGUAUGGCCUGGGUUGAACAAGGAUGUGAAAGCUUGGACACAAUCAUGCCUUUGCUGCCAACGUAACAAGGUUCAACGCCACAACAAGUCUCCAUCGGGCAUGUUGCCCAACCCCGAUGCACGGUUCAACCAUGUGCAUUUAGAUGUCGUAGGUCCUUUACCUCCAUCCAAUGUCUAUACUCACCUUCUCACCUGUGUUGAUCGCUAUACUCGUUGGCCGGAAGCCAUUCCUUUACCGAAUGUGCAAGCUAAGACCAUUGUAAAAGCCUUCGUCAGUCGUUGGGUCGCCAUAUUCGGUGCGCCAUCAAUGAUUACAACUGAUCGAGGCGCGCAGUUUGAGUCCACACUUUUGCAAACUCUCCUCAGCUUCCUUGGCUGCACACGUAUUCAGACGACGGCCUACCACCCAGCUGCCAACGGCAUGGUUGAGCGUUUCCACCGUCAGCUAAAAACUGCACUGCGUGCCGCAGAAGAUCCCGAAAACUGGUCAGACAAUGUACCCGUUGCACUUCUUGGCAUUCGUGCGGCACUGAAGUCAGACUUGGACUGA
Spirometra erinaceieuropaei is the source of this 780-nucleotide messenger RNA. The record is from the annotation of a GenBank genome assembly. Lineage: Eukaryota; Metazoa; Platyhelminthes; Cestoda; Diphyllobothriidea; Diphyllobothriidae.